AUGUCAUCAAAGGGGAUACAUAAAAAGACAAAAGCUGUAGAUGCAACUAAGAAACUAGCGGAGAAGAUAAAGAAACAAGCACUUUUAAAACAAAAACAACAACAAUCAAUAGAAGAAUCAUCAACCACCUCCACAAAAGAAGAUAAACCACUUGAAACAACUACAAUAGAUCCAGAUGCACAAUUAAAAUUCGAGACAUUCUCAGAAUUAAAACUAGUGCCAGAUUUACUAGAAUCAAUUCAACAAAUGAAAUUCACAAAACCAACACCUAUUCAAUCAGAAGCUAUCCCACAUGCAUUAGAAGGAAAAGAUAUAAUAGGAUUAGCAGUUACUGGAUCAGGUAAAACUGCAGCUUUUGCAAUACCCAUCUUACAAGCUUUAUGGCAUGCACAAACUCCAUAUUUUGGUUUAGUACUAGCACCAACUAGAGAAUUAGCAUUUCAAAUAAAAGAUACUUUUGAUGCCCUUGGAGCAACUAUGGGGUUAAGAUCAGUUUGUAUUGUUGGUGGAAUGGAUAUGAUGGAUCAAGCUAGGGAUUUGAUGAGAAAACCACACAUUGUUGUUGCAACCCCGGGAAGAAUAAUGGAUCAUUUAGAACAUACUAAAGGUUUUAGUUUAAAAAAUUUAAAAUAUCUUGUAAUGGAUGAAGCUGAUAGAUUAUUAGAUAUGGAUUUUGGACCAGCACUUGAUAAAAUUUUAAAAGUUAUACCAACAAAGAGAACCACUUAUUUAUUCUCUGCAACAAUGACAAAUAAAAUUGAGAAAUUACAAAGAGCAAGUUUACAUAAUCCUGUAAGAGUUGCAGUAUCAACCAAAUAUCAAACUGCUGAUAAUUUAAUCCAAUCAAUGAUGUUAGUGAAUGAUGGAUAUAAGAAUACUAUAUUAAUCCAUUUACUUAAUGAAUUUAUAGGGAAAUCAAUAAUAGUUUUCACAAGAACAGUUGCUCAUGCACAAAGAACAGCAUUAUUAGCAAGAAUAUUAGGGUUUAAUGCAGUACCAUUACAUGGACAAUUAUCACAAGCACAAAGAUUAGGUUCAUUAAAUAAAUUUAAAUCUUCAAAAGCUAAUAUUCUUGUGGCUACAGAUGUAGCAGCAAGAGGUUUAGAUAUUCCAUCAGUUGAUAUUGUUAUAAAUUAUGAUAUUCCAACGGAUUCAAAAGCAUAUAUUCAUAGAGUAGGAAGAACUGCAAGAGCAGGUAGAUCAGGUAAAUCUAUUUCAUUAAUAACUCAAUAUGAUUUAGAAAUGUAUUUAAGAAUUGAAGCUGCAUUAGGAAAGAAAUUACCAAAAGAAGAAAAACCAAGUAAAGAUAUUUUAGAUGCAUUACAUUUACAUGUUGACAAAGCUACUAUUGAAGCUAUUAGACAAACUAAGGAAUUGCAUGAUAAAAGAGGUAGAAGAAGAAAAGAUGAUGAUAGAGAAGAAAAAUAG
Molecule: messenger RNA, 1428 nt
Organism: Lodderomyces jiufengensis
Lineage: Eukaryota; Fungi; Ascomycota; Pichiomycetes; Serinales; Debaryomycetaceae
Product: RNA-dependent ATPase
Exons: 1
Coding region: 1-1428 (475 amino acids)
Molecular function (GO): nucleic acid binding; RNA helicase activity; ATP binding
Source: RefSeq, a predicted model, not a curated record